AUGACUUCUUGUCAAGUUGCUGAAGAUCCCAUAAAAAAGGUUGCUAUAUUUGGAGGAACUCAUGGGAAUGAGCUCACAGGAGUAUUUCUAGUUAAGCACUGGCUGGAGAACAACACUGAGAUUCAGAGAACAGGGCUGGAGGUAAAACCAUUUAUAACCAACCCAAGAGCAGUGGAGAAGUGCACCAGAUAUAUUGACUGUGACCUGAAUCGAGUUUUUGACCCUGAAAAUCUUGGCAAAAGAAUGUCAGAGGAUUUGCCAUAUGAAGUAAGAAGGGCUCAAGAAAUAAGUCGUUUGUUUGGUCCAAAAGAUAGUGAAGAUUCCUAUGACAUUAUUUUUGACCUUCACAACACUACUUCUAACAUGGGGUGCACUCUUAUUCUUGAAGAUUCCAGGAAUGACUUUUUAAUUCAGAUGUUUCACUAUAUUAAGACGUCUCUGGCUCCAUUACCCUGCUAUGUUUAUCUUAUUGAGCAUCCUUCCCUCAAAUAUGCAACCACACGUUCUAUAGCCAAGUAUCCUGUUGGUAUAGAAGUUGGUCCCCAGCCUCAAGGAGUUCUGCGAGCUGAUAUUCUGGAUCAAAUGAGAAAAAUGAUUAAACAUGCUCUUGAUUUUAUACAUAAUUUCAAUGAAGGAAAAGAAUUUCCUCCCUGUGCUAUUGAAGUCUAUAAAAUAAUGGAGAAAGUUGAUUAUCCCCGGAAUGAAAGUGGAGAAAUUGCUGCUAUUAUCCACCCUAAACUUCAGGAUCAAGACUGGAAACCAUUGCACCCUGGGGAUCCUGUGUUUUUAACUCUUGAUGGGAAGACUAUUCCAUUGGGUGGAGACUGUACUGUGUACCCGGUGUUUGUAAACGAGGCGGCAUAUUAUGAAAAGAAAGAAGCUUUCGCAAAGACAACUAAACUAACACUCAAUGCAAAAGGUAUUCACUCCUCUUUGCAUUAG
Molecule: messenger RNA, 942 nt
Organism: Sus scrofa (pig)
Lineage: Eukaryota; Metazoa; Chordata; Mammalia; Artiodactyla; Suidae
Gene: ASPA
Product: aspartoacylase
Cellular component (GO): cytosol
Molecular function (GO): hydrolase activity, acting on ester bonds; hydrolase activity, acting on carbon-nitrogen (but not peptide) bonds, in linear amides
Source: RefSeq, marked provisional